GAAAGAAUACCUGCAACCCUCACGAACGACUUGGCACCUCCUGCAAUUACCUAAUCUGAAAUGGCGAGUAGCUCACAACUGACCAGCACCAGAGAGACUGGGUAUAUCAUCUCAGGCUGCACAGUGGCCGACGGCGAUGCGCUCGCCGCCAACAACCUCCCUGCCUUCUGGGCUGACCCGCAUUUCCGUUUGAACUGGCCGGACCGCAGCCUCGAAUACCACAUUAUUCAGGUUUCAAAGCGCUUCCCCGAUAACUUGUUGACCGGUCGCGAGACCAAGCGUCAUCUGAAAGCUGUUGACCCCGACACUGGUCGCAUCAUGGGGUACGUGCGAUGGAUCCUCCCGGCCGGUUCUGACGCGUCGAUCUGGCCCGAAGCCGUCACCCCGGCUGUCAGCAGAGAUGAUGAAGCUUUCUUCCGCCGCCUCGCCUCGAUGGCCGAUUGGGACUUUGGGGAUACGACCGCCGGUGAUGGGGAGAUAAGUCCGGUCCAGAAGGCCGAGAAUGAGAUCCUGUCCAAGAAGACAUACAUCCAGCUGGACUACUUGGCAGUGCAUCCAGACAACCAGGGCAGAGGCAUCGCCACGCAGCUGGUGGCGAGCGGUCUGAAGGAAGCCGAGAAGAUCGGCCUCGACGUCUACGUCAGGGCAUUCCGUCCCGGGGUCGGUUUGUACCGGCGACUUGGGUUUCUCAUCGAGAAGGAGCUUGUGUUGGAUGAUUCUGAAGAGGGCGGGCCGGGAGAGGUGUACCGAGCCCUCAUGACCUAUGCUGUCGCCGGUGCCUCUGGCACACCGAAUGCUUCUCAAGUCACCCAGGUACUCCCGCAGUAAAUGAAACGCCCGCCUGAAAUUCGGGGUAGUGCUGUUAGUUGCACCAGGAAA
Diaporthe batatas is the source of this 879-nucleotide messenger RNA. RefSeq lists its product as uncharacterized. Bases 61 to 828 code for a protein of 255 amino acids. NCBI's taxonomy places the organism in Eukaryota, Fungi, Ascomycota, Sordariomycetes, Diaporthales, Diaporthaceae. Gene Ontology annotation, molecular function: acyltransferase activity, transferring groups other than amino-acyl groups. The transcript is spliced from 2 exons. The record is from RefSeq and is a predicted model, not a curated record.